UGCAACUUAAGGAAACUAUUGACAAAUAGGUUGUGACAUCAACAAAAGAUUAUCCUUUCUUGUUUUCAAAAUCCCGAUAAAACGAUAUUUUAAACGUGAAAUUUGAGUGAUAUCAAUGCAAAAAUCUCUAGAAUGUUCCCCUCAUAGUCACUUCUUCAACCCCUCUUUUAGUUGUUCAAUUUCUCCCAUCUCCGUAACGGUCACUUCCUCACUUUCCCUCUUAAACCCCCCUUUUCUCCUCUCUCUAAAACCCCCGAUCUCCAAAUCUCUCUCUCUCUUUCUCUCUAAAAUGCCAAACAAUUUCUCCCUCUUUCUCCUCAUUCUUCUCAUUCCCUGCACCGCCGCGGAUCCCCGGCGGCCGUCCAUCAGAGAUCAGAGCGGCGUGGCCACGGAGCUCUGGUGCGUGGCCAAGAACAACGCCGACGACGCCUCUCUGCAAUCCGCCCUCGACUGGGCCUGCGGCGCCGGCGGUGCCGACUGUUCCCCAAUCCAACCCGGCGGUGCCUGCUACGACGCCGCCGACGUCCAGAACAUGGCCUCCUUCGCCUUCAACGAUUACUUCCGCAAACACGGCAUGACCGAUGACAGUUGCUUCUUCCAAAACUCCGCCGCUAUGACCUCCUUAAACCCUAGCUACGGAAAUUGCAGAUUCCCAUCCAGUGUGUUGAGAAAUGGGAAUUUCUCAAGCCAAACAACAUCGGUAGGGUUGGGGCCGAGUGAAGACAUAAGCGGGUCGAGUCGAAAUUCGGCUCGGGCAUGGGCUUGGCCCAUGGUAAUCGGGUAUUUGUUUUUGAGAAUUAUGUUCCAAUUUCAAAGAGGAAACUUGUUGUUCAUCUAGUUUUUUUGUGUAUUUGAUUAAUUGAUCAUCUCUGAUUUGUGAAUUGUGGAUGGGGGUGUGUAUUAGAAAUUCCAAUUUUGCUUUUUUAUUGAGCAAA
Messenger RNA from Benincasa hispida (wax gourd), 935 nucleotides. RefSeq names its product PLASMODESMATA CALLOSE-BINDING PROTEIN 5-like. Lineage: Eukaryota; Viridiplantae; Streptophyta; Magnoliopsida; Cucurbitales; Cucurbitaceae. The record is from RefSeq and is a predicted model, not a curated record.